Molecule: messenger RNA, 1183 nt
Organism: Spea bombifrons (plains spadefoot toad)
Lineage: Eukaryota; Metazoa; Chordata; Amphibia; Anura; Pelobatidae
Product: putative neural-cadherin 2
Exons: 7
Coding region: 433-993 (186 amino acids)
Source: RefSeq, a predicted model, not a curated record
GUUUGACUUAGUUCCUUGGGCCGCGCUGCCAGCAGACUCAGAACAUUUCACGGUAACGGCUAUGCGUGGAUUCAUCCUAUCGGCCACUGCUCGGACAGCCAUCUAUCGCUGGAGUUCGUAAGCAACAGCGCAGACGGAUUAUUACUACACAGCGGAGCGUCAAGAGCCAGUAAGAACUUCAUCGCAGUUGAGAUUACGAGCGGCCGGCUCCUUCUCAUCUUCAGACAAGACCUGACCACGCUGAGGCUCGGCUUUCCAGAGCAGGAGAACGUUACAGUUGGAGAAUGGCAUCGGAUAGACCUGUGCAUAAAAGAUAAAGUAAUCAGCCUGACUCUGGAUCGCUGCCGCACGGCUUUGAUAAAUGAGACAGAGGGGAUCGGAGGAAAGCUACUUACAGAGGAUCGAACGAGUUGUGAAGUCCACGGCGUCAUCAUGCAGGACAGAAGGUUUUGGGAGCCGGAUACCGUUCUGCAGCUCGGAGGCGUUAAGCAGUCAUCUCCUCGUUCCCACAAUCUCCUUCCGCACAAACCCUUUAAAGGCCGUCUCCGCAACAUCGUUCUUAAUAAGCAGGUGUAUGAUCUAGCAGCCCCACUGGAGGCCGUUAAUAGCUCCCCAGGCUGUGUGAGGAAGGGUACAGCUUGCUCAUCACCUGUACCCUGCGACUUUCCUUGCGUCAGUGACCCCUGGACCCCCAGCUGUGAUUGCCCACCCGCUCACCAGGACUGCGGAAAAGAUGUCCACGAACACUUCUUCCAUCCUGGAGGCCACAUCCAGUACCUGCUCCCUCAUUCUCUCCAUCCGCAGCGGACACAUUUUCAGGCAACGUUAAGAACACGCAACGCCGACAGCAUCAUCCUGCGUUUGUCUUCUAAGGCCCGGAGCGAAUCCAUCCACCUGCAGGUGAGGCAUGGGCUUCUAACAGUCUCCUACAAUCUCAGUGAUGGUCCCAACACAGUCACACUUCCCGACCAUGAAAUAUACACUGGAGAGUAGAAUGAUGUUGGCUUGGAAAGGAUGCAGAACGAGUUCACGCUUCGCUUUAAUGGAGGAGGGGAGCACAGAGAGAUAACAGCAGCUCACGGGACCUACAAAGAAAUUAAAGUCGAUCCGAGAGGCACGAUUCUGGGAAGUAUCAACCAAUCGGGUUAUCAAGGUAAAAAAAAACAAUAGUUACUGAUAGUAA